AUGCACUAUAAGGUCACACUUCUCUUGUCAUCAUUUGUGUUGCCUGCUGUUACCGGAAGCCUGUUACUGCUCAUCACAGAUACCAGUGCGGAUGCUGCCGUCAACUUAACUUUGAACAUAUUAUUGUCGAGGCAUGCUAUUGCGCCGACUAUCAACUUUGAAGACUCGAAUUGGAUCUGGACAGGAGAGCAAGCCAUCGGCGAGUUUUCCCUCAUGAAUGAAGACCCGUACUCCAUCGUUGUGAAUGGAGCCAAGAUUGGGAGUGGGAGCGGUUCCAACAGCUCAGCCGUCUACAUAGCUGGUUUGAACUCUGGCGCUACCAACGUUUUUGCCAUCACCGUGAAUAGCACCGGAGGAGAUUCCAGCUUCAUUGCCACCAUUCUCAUUGACUACACAGAUGGUAUGAUGGAGACUUUCAUUACCGACUCUACCUGGAAGACACUUCAAGCUGUGCCACUGGUCUCCGAAGCUACUCCUUGGGACAUCCCACCACUCCCUCCUGCUCUGAAUAUGAUGGGAGUCAGCUGGAUCCAGACGAACGAGACUGAUGGAUCCGGGGUUGAUCCUAUUGGCCACAGGCCCUUCCGAAAGACUGUGGCUCUGCUGUAUGGGAAAGCUGCUGUGUGUGGUAAGGUUGUGAUUACUGCGGACGAUGCAUAUACCAUGUAUAUUAAUGGCGAUAACAUCAGCAGCAGUGACAUCGGUUGGCGGUACAUGCAGGCCUAUUCUGUCUCCAUGCUAAAUGAAACCGUGGAUCUGGUUGUUAUUGCUAUUGAUAGCAACAACAUUGAGCCUAGUUUUGUGGGGCUCAUCACAGGCGUACUGCUGGCAUACAACGAUGGGAUGUCAGAGACUCUGUAUAUGGAUGAUUCGUGGAAGACUUUGACUGAACCUACCCCAGAUGGUUUUGAGGUAAUAGGUUUAGAUGAUAGCACUUGGAUUAAUGCCACAGAAUUCAUCCAUUCUGAUGUGGAGACUGUUGUUGUGCCGUUGGCUUAGGCUGUUUCAUUGACCUCCCCUUCUUCUUUCUGAAGCUUGCGAUUGAGUACGCUACAAAUAUAUACCCUUAUCUGUUAUGUUGUUUUGAUUGUCAUUGUGGUUGCC
Messenger RNA from Desarmillaria tabescens, 1104 nucleotides. RefSeq lists its product as uncharacterized. The coding region runs from base 1 to 999 and encodes 332 amino acids. Lineage: Eukaryota; Fungi; Basidiomycota; Agaricomycetes; Agaricales; Physalacriaceae. The record is from RefSeq and is a predicted model, not a curated record. The transcript is spliced from 7 exons.